Poecilia reticulata (guppy) is the source of this 1040-nucleotide messenger RNA. Its product is annotated as C-type mannose receptor 2-like. NCBI's taxonomy places the organism in Eukaryota, Metazoa, Chordata, Actinopteri, Cyprinodontiformes, Poeciliidae. The record is from RefSeq and is a predicted model, not a curated record.
AGAAUAAGACCUGGACUGAAGCUCAGCAGUACUGCAGAGAGAAACACACUGACCUGGUCACAGUGACUAACAUGAAGGACAUGAAGAGACUCAUCAACAUCUCACCUGGUAGUAAAAACCGAGCUUGGAUUGGUUUGUAUGAUCAAACACAUGGUACCAGAACAUGGUACUGGUCUAUGCCUGGAGUGGAGUUCGAUGAAAGUGAGACAAAUUGGAUGUCAGGAGAACCGACUGACAAACAUGGGAAUGAAAUAUCUGGGAACUGUGGAUUUCUGUUUAAAAAUUUUACAUGGGCAGAUGAAUCUUGUCAUCACAUGGAAUUUUUCCUCUGCUAUGAUGAAACUGAUAGAAACCAGAAAUACCACUUGAUUAAAGACAAGAAGAGCUGGCAGAAAGCUCAGAUUUACUGCAGAGAGAAUCACACAGACCUGAUCAGUGGAAUGAAGCAGCUACAGGAUGCAAGAUCAGCAAAUGUUUUGAACUCUAUGGGAAACGAAACACACGUACAUUUCGGUCUCUUCAGAGACGCCUGGAAGUGGUCUGAUGGAAGCAGCUUCUCUUUCAGACACUGGCACAAAGGCUUCAACAAUCAACAACCCAAAAGGGGACAAUGUGCCAUGUUUAAGUUUAAUGAUAAAGGCAGAUGGAGGAAUGAGGACUGUACGGCCAAGAAACACUUCAUCUGUUACGACGAUGAAGUGACCCUGAUCAAAGAAAAUAAAACCUGGGAGGACGCCUUGUACUACUGCAGAGAUCACUACCAUGACCUGGUCACCAUCACCAACAUGGAUGAUCAGAGAUGGAUCCAGGAGAAAAUCAAGAACGCAUCGACUGAUUAUGUCUGGAUGGGUCUGCACUACGCCUGCACUCUGGAUUUCUGGUUCUGGGUCAGUGAUGAGGUGGUCAGAUAUAAGAACUGGGCCAAAGGUGAACCGAUGGACGACUGUGACAUGUCUGGAGCCAUGGAGACGGGAGGAGGACAUCAGUGGUUCAAAAGAAAUGAUGAUGAGAUGCUGAAUUUCAUCUGUUCUAAAAAGUAA